AUGGCGGACUUGCUGAGCCAAUUUCCCAGCCUCCCGCCAGACGUCCAGCAGCAAAUCCUCAACGGCCCGGCUAUGACUCCACCCCAAGGCGUUGUGCCAAAUUUCGACCAUCCUCCCAACAGCACCGGUGUCGGUAUUGCAUUCGGCGUCCUCUGCGCCAUUGUUGCUAUCGUCUGCUUCUUUUUCCGAGUCUAUUGCCAGACUCGGGUGGAAAAGAGGUGGCACACCGAAGAUUACUUUGGAUUACUUGCAUUUAUAUCAUACCUUGGUGCAAUAAUCAGCUUCUUCGUCUUCAUAUACUAUGGUGGAUUUCUGGUUCAUCAGUGGAAUAUCCGGUUUAGGACAUUCCAAAAGGUUCUUGAAAACUCCCUAGCUAUAACGUUUUCCUAUAUUCUGUUGAUGUUGUUUGCUAAAGUCGGCAUCCUUCUUGAAUGGGAUCGCAUAUUUAACCCUGCUAGCGAACGCAAUGGUUUCUUCUGGGCGAGUCAUACGAUUUUAGCCCUCAAUGUUCUCCUCUACAUCAGCAUUCUCAUCGCCGAAGCACUCUCCUGCCGUCCAGCGAGAUACUUGUGGCAGCCUUGGGUCGCAGGAGUCUGCUUCAACAAAAGAGCUCUGGAUCUUGCGUCUGCCUACUUCAACCUUGUAGCUGAUGUUCUGAUUCUCCUUCUACCCCAACGCAUCAUCUGGUCGUUGCAAAUGUCGAAGCAAAAAAAGUUAAAAGUAUCUCUCAUCUUCUCCGCCGGUAUUAUAACCUGUCUUUGUGCUGUCUUCAGAAUCGUCGUCAUCCACCCACUUAAAUAUGCUGGCGAUGGGGACACAAAUUAUCUUACCUCGAGGGUGUACAUUCUGACCAUUGCGGAGUCGACGUUUGUCAUUCUUGUCUUCUGCAUGCCAGCGCUUCCAAAGGGAUUUGUUGAAAGCGCAAUCGGACGGGGCAUCAUAUUUUCUCUCCAUUCACUGGCUUCCAUGACAAGAAGAAGCAACACGUCCUGGGCAGAGAGUUCGCAUCGAGGGACGAGGACGAAGGGCUUCGCUGGCAUCGACAGCACUUCGGAUCUGCACAUGCAUGAUGUAGAGAACAACGUGUGGUCGGUCAGCUCUCAUCCCGGAGAGCGCCAAGGUCCCUGGUUAGCCAAGAUCACCGAUGCCUAUAGCGCCUUUUUUGCGUAUAACAAAACACUUCAUUGGCAAGCGUACGCGCUCUCACGCGAGUAUGGCGACGUCUACCAGAUUGGGCCCAAUAAGCUCAUUUUCAAUACUGCGACUGCUGUCAAAGAUAUUUAUUUGAAUCCGCGCGUCGCAAAAGGCGAGCCAUACAAUCAUGGAAUGUUUGCGGCGAAAAACCGCAACUUGAUCAUGACGACCGAUCGAGUCGACCAUAAAAGAAAGCUCAAAGUAAUUGCCACCGUUCUCAAUGAGAGAUCUAUGCGUAUCUUUCAGCCGAAAAUGGUAGAUCGGAUAAACGAGUUCCUUCGCAAGAUUCGCACCAGCACGACUUCGUCGUCUUCCUCUCCCGACGUAUCUUCCUCCCCAGUCAACGUCUUGGAUCUGGCCACCUACAUGACGACAGACAUUGCGGCGGAUCUUGCAUUUGGCCAUCCACUCAACACCCAAAGCAAUCCCGCCAACCGCUUCUUCCCCAGAACCCUCAAGGAAUGGAGCUGGCGCAUCAACUUCAUGAUGCAGUUCCCCCCGCUGCGUUACUACAACCUGUUGAUGUUGGCCCUCAAAUACAAGCAGACCGCGCAGACGGGCAAGGCGGUUCGCGAAAUUGUGCGCACCAGAGAAGCCAUGGAUAGAUAUGCGUUUCACGAUUUUUAUUCCAUCGUCAUUGACGAAAUCAAAACGGGCGAUUCAUUCUUGCAGAGCGAAAUGUGGCCGCACGCAACCAGCUUCCUGGCCGCUGGUGGCCUGACAACCGCCGCCACCAUCGCUGGCACCCUUUUUUAUCUAUCCAGGUAUCCUGAUUGCUAUCAGCGCGCCGCCAGAGAAGUCCGUCAGGCGUUUUCGUCGGCCGAUGAGAUUGUGCCCGGCCCCAAGCUGGCCGAGUGCAGCUACCUGCGUGCCUGCAUUGACGAGACUUUGCGCAUGUCACCCCCCAUCACCACUAUCUUCUGGCGCCAGCUCGAUCCUCUCGACACAGCCGGCGAGCCCUUCACAGUAGACGGCCACAUCAUACCGCCGGGCACGCAGGUGGCCAUCAGCAUCUACGCUCUGUCGCACAACGAAGACAUUUAUCCAAACUCGUGGGUCUACAAGCCCGAGCGGUUCCUCGAGCACCAUGGAGAUGGCGAUGACGAGCUCAAGGCAUCACAGGAAGCGGUCCGCAUGGCGCAUAUCCCCUUUGUCACGGGCGACAGGACUUGUCCCGGCAAAACCAUGGCGUGGAUCGAAAUGUCCAUGGCGCUUGCGCGUUUAUUUUGGUACUUUGACUUUGAAGCUGCCCCUGGCGAGCUCGGCCAAGUCGGCCAGAUUUUGCGGCCAGGUCUGGACGGAAAGCCAACGGCGCCAGAGUAUCGGACGGAGGAUUGGUAUGCGGCGGAGCAUGAGGGGCCAUAUUUAGUCUUUCGACAGCGCGACAACUUGGCGGAUGACCUGCUGCGGAAUAGUGGAAGCAGAUGA
This is a messenger RNA of Talaromyces amestolkiae, 2622 nucleotides long. RefSeq lists its product as uncharacterized. NCBI's taxonomy places the organism in Eukaryota, Fungi, Ascomycota, Eurotiomycetes, Eurotiales, Trichocomaceae. The record is from RefSeq and is a predicted model, not a curated record. Bases 1 to 2622 code for a protein of 873 amino acids. Gene Ontology annotation, molecular function: oxidoreductase activity, acting on paired donors, with incorporation or reduction of molecular oxygen; iron ion binding; monooxygenase activity. The transcript has 10 exons.